AUCUUAAUAUAAAAAAAACUCGUUUGAUCCAUCCGUCUUCUCUCAGAUUAGCUUUUUAACAUCUUGGCUGGGUUUCGUGUGAUUUCGUUUUGGAUAUGGUUGUUCGGAUUCUUGUUACCAUGAUUCGGCUAUAGUGUUUGUCGCCUCUGAUUGUCUCAAGCAUCGUUCUUUACUGAUUUUUAGAUAGCUCUGAGAUCUGUCUCUGCGAUUCGUCGGAUUUGAAUUCGUUUUUUUUUUUGGGUAGCUCUUGGAUUUCUUCUUCUAGGGUUUCCAAGAGGAUAGAGAAAAUGCGGGUGUCCUCUGAGAUACUCCUUCUUUCUUUGGUUCCGGCGUUGACUUUUUAUCAUUCUGGUUUAAGUUCUAAUCGUUUGAAACCUCUUCAAAAGAGUGAUUGGCGUGGUAAUCUUAGUUAAACAACAAUUUCUCUGUUUUUUUGUUUCUCCGAUCUCUUCAGAUCUUUUCAAUUUUCUCUUCGGUUUGGUUUGUUUUCACGCAUUUCCUAGCUCGGAGUAAGCUAAUCGAAGAAAACAAGCUUGUUAUUGAUCGAUCUUUCGGUUUUUGUUUUGACGUUUUGUGUGAACGAGUUACUUUUGGAUAUGAGCUCUGUCUGUGGUGGGUUGGAUUUCAAAGAUGCAGAGAGCAGCUCUGCUUCCAGUCCCAUUAUAUGUUCUACUGGCGUAAAGCAUAUCUCUUGUGUUGGAUCUGAUGAUGCUCAAGAGUCUGAUGGUGAUGAUAGUGGUUAUAUACACCAAACUGUGAUUGAAGAAUCCAAAGACAAGGCGAUCAGCGAACCCAUCCCUGAGUCUUUACCUCUCAAUUCUUUGGAUGAUGAAAGUGAAGAUAAGAACCUUGCUACUGCAUUGCAAGACAUGUUCUCUGAGAGUAUGAGUGUGGUUACUCUGAUUCCUGCCAUUAAAGGUGGUCGAGAGAAGCAUGGCAAGUCACUCGAGAAGCUCAGUGUGUCAUGGGCUGAAGAUGUGUAUGAUCCUCCUCCCUCCAUUGUCUCUCACACAAGAAGCAAGAAACAGCAACCGCAGAAAUCAAAGAGCAAAGACAACCUGAAGAAGAAUGGAAAGAAAGGACAAAAGGGAAGCAGCAAUUCCCGCAGCAGCAAAGACAAGAAGCAGAUUUCUUCACGCAGCAGCAAAUACAGUCGUGAUAAGUUUGAUUGGACAACACAAAUGUCUGUUCUAGCUGCAUCUUCUUGAAUCUGUGUGGUAUGACCAAGGCUCUUGCGUCUUCCUUGCUCUUGUCUCUCUCUCUCUCUCUUUCUUGUUUAUAAAUAAAAGAUUUGAAGUGAAAACUUUUCUCGAGUUUCAGAACGACUAUUGUUGUUGGUACGGAAUUGAUUUUGUUUUUACUCAAUUUACCACUUUUAUUGUGAAGUUUUUCCCUCUC
Arabidopsis thaliana (thale cress) is the source of this 1398-nucleotide messenger RNA. RefSeq lists its product as uncharacterized. The transcript has 3 exons. The coding region runs from base 597 to 1208 and encodes 203 amino acids. The record is from RefSeq and is marked reviewed. Lineage: Eukaryota; Viridiplantae; Streptophyta; Magnoliopsida; Brassicales; Brassicaceae.